GUUACACCUUUCCGAGGGAAUCCUCGGUUCAAAAAGCUCCCAACGUCUCCUCGUGAGAACUUCGGACUGUGUGUGCUUUCAUUGUGACUCGAGAAACGGCCGAAGACGACCGAGGUAUGCUCUUUUAGCAGGACGAGGGUUUAUUUCUGUUGAUAGAAGUAAAAAAAAGUUUCUGCUGUGCUGAGUAGAAAGUUAUAGAUAGUGCGGAUAAUUUUAAAAAAGACGUUAACACAGCCUACGUGCCGUGCAGGUGGGUACAGACGUUGUUGUUGUUGAUCGGGACACCUAUCCCUAUCCAGACCUCGUCUCACCUGAGCUCGACAGGACACUCAGAAAUGUCCCUGGAAAGCUAUUCAGCGUUGGAUGAGCCCUCUCUCCGGGCUUUGCUGGAUGGAACUGUGGAUCUGGACGAGAGGCGCCGCAUCCGUUCAGCCAUCCGGGAGCUGAGGAGGAGGGAGAUUGAGGACAUGGAGGCAGCUCUGGCUAGCAAGAGAUUUCGACCCACGCGCCUCAAUCAGCAGGAAGACAAGGAGAACCAGCACAGGUCAGAAUCCAACGAGAACUUGGAUGGACUGAAACAGAAACUGCAAUCAAUCCAGGACAUCGACGAGCUUCAGCAAAUGCUCAAUGCAGCCAGCGAGUUCAAGGAGAGGAGAAUGAUCCGAGCUGCCAUUCGGCAAAUUCAAGAGGAACAGCGGCAGGUGGGCGUGGAGAGGGGGAAGACUUCUGGCUUGGAGCCUGAGGGUGUGCAGUCCCAGAGCAGCAUGGGAACUGGGGAGACCGAGAAGGAGAGCCGCAGUGAGCGUAUCCGAUCUCCAAUCUGGGAGUUAAGCAGCCAGCAGACACAACAAAACAGAGAGCAACAGAGAAUAGGUUCCAACUCAGGGAUGGUGUUGGUUCUGGAUCACCUGGCAAAGGAUGACGGACCUCUGUUGAUCCAGCCUCAGCGAGAAGCUGUGACCAAGGAGGCCGACCUGGUUAUGUCUCACUGUCAGAGGUCAGACUCCUCCGAUCUUAGCGCAGCCUCGAUGCUUUCCAAGCCCAAUCUGGAUUCUGUGGCCUCAGAGAAAGGUCUGGGCUCAGCUUACAGAGCCCGGCUGGACUCCGGAGCCUCAGACAAGAGCCAGAGUUCCUCCCAGCGUGGUCGGCUGGACUCCGGGGCAUCAGACAGAAGCAUCAACUCCCAGUCCUGUGCCAGACAGAGACUGGGCUCAGAUGUCUCGGAUUCAUGCGUCAGACCCCGUCUGGGCUCCGAGACUUCAGACAGCAUCGGCCUGUUGUCAAGGAAGCGGACGGUCUCUGGCACAUCUGAUCAGAGUGCAAGCAUGUCCUCAGAGGAGCAGGCGCCAUCGGAGGAGGCGGAGGUAGCCAGGAGUGAAUCGACUUGCAGCACAGAUUCAGAAACUGACAGCAGAAGCCGAAGUUCAGCCGGUACCCAAGCUGAGUCUAACCAGGAGGAGCCUGAUGGGGCGGUUUUAUCUCGGAGAGAUCCCGUGAAUGGCCUGCUCAGCGGGAAAACUGACAUCCAGAGGCAAAAGAUAACUGUGGGCAGCGACCUGUCCCGCUCUUAUGGCAAAGCGAGGGAUUCUGCAUCCGAGAAGAAAGCUGUUAUAUCGGGGCAGUUAAGUCGCACCACCUCUGUUCGUGAUCGAAUGCGCAAGUUUGCAGAACUUGAACAGAGUUCAAAUGUCUCAUCUUUAAAGAAAACUCCUUUGAGGAAUGGUUCCUUCUCCAGCAGCACUGGCCAUGCAAAUGUCUCCAGAGCUACCGAGCUGUUUACACACUCAGCAGCAUCCCUCAGCACAUCUGGAGACAGGCCAGCACGGUCACGUGUGGGCUCCGCAUCUGCAUCCGUGAGUCAGGCCGCGCCUCAGCCAAGAGGCGUGGCUAACAAGUCUCUGUCUUCAGCUGACCAAUCGCAGAGCUCCAUGGGUGGGAUGGGACAUCCAGCUCAAAAAGAUGCGCACGCCUCCGAUAAGUCAAAGGAAGACGAGACCCCAGGGAUAGCAGCUGGAGAAAAGGUCACCCAGGGAGAGGCAGACCCAGACAUGAAGACCUUCCUCACCAUUGAGAUCAAGGAUGGGCGCACCACCACUUCCUCCUCAUCAACCACCAGUAGAGGCAACAUUAUACCCAUCACCCACAUGACCCCACGCAUCACUCCUAAUGCCCUGGUGGGGCAAAGGCAAGAGUUGACCCUCGGCCUAAGAGCCACACCAUUUAAGAUCUCUUCCUCCAGCUUCUCCUCUGGACCCUCCAUCAAGAUGGAAACGGGGCCCGUCAUCGCUUCUGAGCCGGUGUUUUCAGCUGUAUCGUCUGUCCAGCGUCACGUCCCAGUCAUUCCCAAUGGCUCUGGCGCUCAGGCCAAACCUGCUGAAUGCUCCGGGAAACUGACGGCUGAAAAGCUGGCUGCGAUCGAGGAUGAAGAGCUCCUCGACAAAAUGCUCGAUGAGUCAAAAGACUUUGAGGAGAGGAAGAUGAUCCGCGCAGCCAUGAGAGACCUCCGUAAAAGAAAGAGAGAGGCCAUGCUGGGAUGUACUCAAGAGGAAAUGGACCAGAGAGAAAAGGAGCGCGAAACCCGCCUGCAGGAGCUCCGGCAGCAGAGAGAUGACCGGGUGCAGAAAGGUCGUGCCGGGGUUGGAGCAGGAGAGGUGGUCACGAGCAAGGUGGAGAAGUCGGCAGAUGGGUCAGCCGUCGGUCAAAUCACCAAAACGAACCGCUUUGCUCAGUCUGAUGAUGGGAGCAAAUCAACACGCAGUACUAUUGUCGAGUCCAGUUAUGUGCAGAAAACAGACAGAGGGACAGUCCAGUCAAAAUCAUUCAGCUACACCUCUUCCACCUCCACUAACACGAGCAAAAAGAUAGGAAGUGUGUUCGACCGCGAGGACGACGCGUCGUCGCGAAGCGGCGGCGGCGGGUUGGCCGCCAUCGAGCGAAGGCAGGCGGAGAGGCGCAAGGAGCUGAUGAGGGCUCAGACGCUGCCGAAGACAUCGGCCAUGCAGGCCCGCAAAGCCAUGAUAGAGAAGCUGGAGAAGGAGGGAGGCGGCCCUGGAAAUCAGGCGGUGGCCAAGGUAAACAAAGUCCAGCGCUCCACCAGCUUUGGCGUACCCAAUGCAAACUCCAUCAAGCAGAUGCUCCUCGACUGGUGCCGUGCCAAGACCCGCUCAUAUGAGCAUGUGGAUAUUCAGAAUUUUUCAUCCAGCUGGAGUAACGGCAUGGCGUUCUGUGCCCUGGUGCACAAUUUCUUCCCCGAAGCCUUUGACUACAACUCCCUGAGCCCGAGCAACCGCAGGCAAAACUUUGAGGUGGCCUUUAGCGCUGCAGAGACCCACGCCAACUGCAUGCCUUUGCUAGAGGUGGAAGACAUGAUGAUCAUGGGUAACAAACCAGACUCCAAAUGCGUCUUCACCUACGUGCAGUCUCUGGUCAACCACCUGCGCAGAUACGAGAUGUCCAUGGGUCGGCCCUGUGACCUCUGACCUGUUUUCGGGCUGGGAUCCGGCUUCACCAGCCCCCGACCCCCCCUCCCUUAACCUUCACCUGAUGAUGGCCUCCACUCUGACAGGCUGGGUCGAACAGUUGCACAUCUCUGAUGGUCGGCUUGGGGAUUGUACGCGUAUGUGUGCGUGUAAGCGUGUGUGCGUGUGUUUGUAUCAGUUAAAAUCAGCUUAAAAUAUCUUCCGACAGUGAUGAUGUGUGUUGCUUAUUCUGGACACACACACACACACUGUCGACACAAAAGUCUACCGUUCUCCAGUAAGAGAUCAGCAGCAGCUUCUUAAAAAGACCCCUUUGUUUUAAAAACUCCAAGUAAUAUUCAACAGGCAGUAGUUUGAUCACAUUGCUGUUGUACUGAGAAACGCCUCAAGAGGGAAAAAAGAAAAAUCGUUUUCUAGUAUUUUCAGUUUUUAAAGUAUUUGUACGUGCGUUUUUCUCUGCUACACUUUUCUAAGUACUGUAAUGUGUUUGCACUUCUCUCAGUAAUCCCACUGAAAAAGAAAAAAUGUAUCUAACCAAACGAUCCAUUAUUUCUUUUCAAUUUUGGUACUUUUACUUUUUUUUUAAAAACCAAACUCAUGUUGCUUGAAGAGUUUUAAUUAAGUUAUUUUCAUUUUGAUGUAAUUGAUGAGUAUAAUGAUUCUUAUUACAUGAGCACAGGGAUUUUCUGCCUUUGUUAUUCAAAUGGAUUCAACAUCGUUGCUGUAAUCUCACUUUUCUGAAGUCCAAACAGCUACUGAGGACAUUUACUGGACAUUUGAUCCAUCCUGUAUGACCGCACCAACACCACCACCAUCAUCAUCAUCACCAUCAUAUAACUAUGGAUUAAAGAUGCAAGCUGUUAAACUGAGGUUUGGAUUUUUUUUGUAUUUCAGUACAAAGAAGUCAUUCAGCUGAUUUGUAUCAUUACUGUCUGUUUGGUGGACAGCAUACGUGCAGAAGACCACACGCCCCCCCCACCUCCACCUCCCACCACCGCUGCAUUGCCCUGCCACACACAUUCUCACACAGCUCUGUUAGAGGGCUCCUUAUUUAUGCUUGAGUAGUUUUUAAAACGUUUAACGCUGGUGUGUACAUCAUGCUUUUAAAAGGUUUUGUCGAUAAGCUUAAGAUGCCACAAUGUUAUAUUAUCUUGUUUGAAAGCCGGCUUUCAGUACAAACAUGAGGAUUCAUGACUGAUAACCAGCCAACUGUAUAUUUAACUAAAUGAAGCUAAGAGGAAAAGGGACAAAAAAAUAAGUUUAAAUGAAUAUUUUAUUUCACUUGUAAAAAAAUUUGGGUUUCUACUAGAAGAAAAUUUGGUUUCAGAGUUGAUUUAAAAGAAGCUUAUGUCUUAGAUUUGAGAGAUUAUUUGAGAAAAAUCUGCUGCUGACAGAAAAAAAGCUUUCAUGAAGCAGUGGAGUAUUGUAUGCGUGUGUGUGUGUCUGUAUAUAUAUAUGAGAGCUAAAACACAUUUCAUUUUUCUGUGCACCACAGUUAAAUGUGAAAUAAACCAAUUUGAGAAACAAACGUGUGUUUGUGUGGGAUUAUUGCUUUGAAGACUAUCCAUGGUCCCGGCAGCGUGGGAUAUCUCCACACGAACACUCAGCACAACAAGAGCCAGAGCACACUUCUUUUUAAAAAUGGUUUACUUUCCAUGCACUUGAGUCUUUUUGUGCGCAUCAGCCUAACCCACCAGAACACGCCGCAUCAACCUCAGGCCAGUCAGACGAUUUUCAGCCUGAGGCUUCAUUUAGUUUCACAGUAGGUCAGAGGCCAUCACAGACACACAAAAGAGCUCAAAUGAGGCGAAGAUCAUUACGACAGAUGACAACACAAUGGACAGUGACAUUAAAAAAAAGUGCAAAUUCAGACUGUGGAGCUUCUACAAAGGCCUUCUGCUGACGGGCUCAUCUGUAAUCUGCUAGGCUCUAAAAUUACAAACAUUUCUGUCACCUGUGAUAAUCAGCUGGUCGUGGAGCAGUUAAGGGAGCUAGA
Oreochromis niloticus (Nile tilapia) is the source of this 5475-nucleotide messenger RNA. RefSeq names its product smoothelin b (gene smtnb). Bases 336 to 3479 code for a protein of 1047 amino acids. The transcript has 20 exons. NCBI's taxonomy places the organism in Eukaryota, Metazoa, Chordata, Actinopteri, Cichliformes, Cichlidae. The record is from RefSeq and is a predicted model, not a curated record. Gene Ontology annotation, molecular function: protein binding.